This is a messenger RNA of Rhodamnia argentea, 1262 nucleotides long. Its product is annotated as protein FLX-like 4. NCBI's taxonomy places the organism in Eukaryota, Viridiplantae, Streptophyta, Magnoliopsida, Myrtales, Myrtaceae. The transcript is spliced from 4 exons. The record is from RefSeq and is a predicted model, not a curated record. The coding region runs from base 174 to 1136 and encodes 320 amino acids.
ACUCCGUAGUAUCAACUAUCAAGUCUUUGCUCUUCAGAUGCGGAUGCUCCCCGAAAGAAAAAGAACCCGGCUUUGAAUUUGAUCCUCCCGGCGUCAGCAUCUGUGCGAGGCUCUCUCGAGCUUUCACUCAUGGCGGAGGAAUUCCUGUGAUAGAACCAUCAGAACUUUACAGAAUGUCUUCAAGGAAACAUCCUCGAACAUCCCUGGAUGGACGAUCUAGUCAAGCACCAGGUUUAAUGCGGCAUGGCCCAUAUCCUGGCUUAGUUCCUCUACCUGCUAGCAAUCGUCCAUUGGAACCAUUACCUCCUUCCCUCGGCCUUUUGGAAAAUAACAUUCUGGCCCAGGGUGCAGAAAUUGAUCAACUUGCCAGAGAAAAUCAUAGAUUGGCCACCACGCAUGUAGCUUUAAGGCAGGAGCUUGUUGCUGCUCAACAGGAGGUACGACAGCUUAAGGCACAUAUCAAAAGCAUCCAGACUGAAAGUGACAUCCAAAUGAGGGUGUUGCUGGACAAGAUUGCAAAAUUCGAAGCAGACAUAAGAGCAGGGGAGAGUGUGAGAAACGACCUACAUAAUGCCCACAAAGAGGCACAAAGCUUAGUUGCCGCGAGAAAAGAGCUGAUUGUGCAAAUUCAAUGGGCAAAAGAGGAGCUGAAUAAAACAAUGCUUGAUGCCGAGAGCUUGCUCCAUUUGCACGCUGAACUGGAUGGCUUGAUGCGAGAACACCAGAGACUAUGCACUACAUUCGAGUAUGAGAAGAGUUUGAACAUAGAGAAAGUACGGCAAAUGCAAGCGAUGGAGCAGAAUUUGAUUUCAAUGGCAAGAGAAGUAGAGAAGUUGCGUGUCGAUGUUGUGUAUGCUGAGAAGAUGACAUAUGCAUCAAACCCCCAGGGUGGUGUUGGCCUUUCAAACCCAGGUCCCUCGAAUGUGGCCCGACUGCAAAGUGGCAGCCCCUAUGUUGAUGGUUCCGGAGCUCAUCAUGGCCAAAUAGGUCCUCGGGCUGCUGGAGCAAGAGCCAUUCCACACAGUGGGAGCAGCGGUGCAGUUUCUGGCGGUGGGGCGGGUGGUGCGACGAUUGCUAGUGCAAGUAGUGGUGUUGGCUGGGCAGGCACAUAUGACCCUUCCCUCGCUGGGAGAUGAAAAACAUGGAUAUGAUAUGCCUUCAAAUGUUCGAUAAAGCUUCUUGAAUGGUCUUGCACAUGUUGGACAUGACGUUAUGUAUAGUAGUAUACUAGAUGUUUUGAUACCUCGAUCUUUCAGGGUAAA